Messenger RNA from Manihot esculenta (cassava), 679 nucleotides. RefSeq names its product histone H2AX. Gene Ontology annotation, molecular function: protein heterodimerization activity; structural constituent of chromatin; DNA binding. Bases 84 to 515 code for a protein of 143 amino acids. Gene Ontology annotation, cellular component: nucleosome. The transcript has 2 exons. Lineage: Eukaryota; Viridiplantae; Streptophyta; Magnoliopsida; Malpighiales; Euphorbiaceae. The record is from RefSeq and is a predicted model, not a curated record.
CUUCUUCUCAGUUCUUGCAUAUCAAACUCAACUUCUGAAGAUAUACUGCGCCUCCAAAACCCAAAUAUAAUACAAAGAAGACCAUGAGUUCUAUUACGGCCGCUGCUGCUACUACUACCAAGGGUGGUCGGGGCAAGUCCAAAGCCAAGUCGGUGUCCAGGUCUCUAAAGGCCGGUCUACAGUUUCCUGUUGGUCGAGUCGCCCGCUUCCUGAAGAAAGGAAGGUAUGCUGAGCGAGUUGGCUCUGGCUCCCCUGUCUAUCUCUCUGCUGUUCUGGAGUACCUGGCUGCUGAGGUUUUGGAACUUGCCGGGAAUGCCGCAAGAGAUAACAAGAAGAACAGGAUUAUUCCUCGGCAUAUUCAGCUUGCGGUGAGGAAUGAUGAGGAGUUGAGUAAGCUCUUGGGGGGUGUGACUAUCGCUAAUGGAGGGGUCUUGCCUAACAUUCAUCAAAAUUUGCUGCCAAAGAAGGCUGCGAAAGGGAAAGGCGAAAUUGGGUCUGCAUCUCAGGAGUUUUAGGGUUAUAAGUAAAAUUAUCCUUUAUUUUUUGAAGUUAGGGGUUUCUUAAGUAGGCUGGUGUUUCUAUGGGACACAUUGUUGAUAGCUUGCAAUGAUGUUGGCCUUGGAUUUGUAAAUCUCAAUUUGCACAAUGAAAUGGAUUGGCUGCUGAUAAUUUUUCGUCA